GGUGUCUCUCUCCUCACCCGUCAAUCAUUUCAUCCACAAUGAACCUUCCGGCCCCGUCAAUGGGGUCCCGCCGAUUUCUCUCCUCCCUCUUCCUCCUCCUCAAUCUCGCAUCCACUUCCCUGUCGCAACCGCUCAUUCGUCUCUACUCGAAGCCGCCGUUCUCCGGCGACCGGAAGAUCCUCAGGGACGACGGCCUCUACUGCGAAAGCUGGCGGUUUGCCGUGGAGACGAACGACGCCGGGAGCUGGACGCAGGUCCCGUCUCGGUGCGAGCAGUUCGUCGCGACCUACGUGAGCGGCGACCGCUACACGUCGGACUCCGCGAUCACAGCGAACUACUCGUCGGAGUUCGCGAAGACCGUGCAGAUCGCCGGGAACGGGAGCGACGCCUGGGUGUUCGACAUCGACGAGACCCUGCUCUCGAAUCUGCCGUACUACGAGGCCCAUGGCUUCGGAUCAGAGACCUUUGAUGAGAACUCUUUCGAUGAUUGGGUGGAUUUGGCCAAGGCCCCUGCUUUACCUGCGAGCUUAAGUUUGUACAAGGAGCUUCAACAGCUGGGUUUCACAAUCUUUCUGCUGACUGGGCGGAGUGAGUAUCAAAGAAACGUUACGGAAAAGAAUCUUCGAGAUGCUGGGUACAGUGACUGGGAAAGGCUUAUCUUGAGGAAUGCCAGUGAUCAAGGCAAAACUGCAAUUGUCUAUAAGUCAGAGAAGAGGUCUGAAUUGGAAAGCCAGGGUUAUACAAUUCAUGGGUGCUCCGGAGACCAGUGGAGUGAUUUACUAGGCUUUGCUAUUGCGAAACGGUCUUUCAAGCUCCCGAACCCUAUGUACUACAUUUCUUGAUGACGAUGUCAAAACCAUGGAGUACGAGAACAUUGAUGUGACACAUCGAUUCCUAUUUGAUAAACAUGAUUCUUUUCCACACAAGUCAUUCGUCGUUGCCAUUGUCAGGCACUGACUUCAUGUUUUUUUCUUUUGUCAAUAAGAUGAAUAAUGGAUUUGCGCUUCAUUGUGUCGUUUUUUGUGCACGUGCGCUCUGUGUAAGACCUGUUUCUGCACACCAUUGGUGUUUUUAGGGUGAAGUACCUGCAAACUGCAAAUAUGAUGGUGCAGGACACCAACCAUCUCAUAGUAGGUUUUUGUCCUAUAUUUCUUAGCAUUGAUGAAGAGUAUGCAUGUAAAUAACGUCUGUGUUUUCAACUAUUUUCCAUUGCCUGUAUUCAUGGACUUGGUGUGAACUUCCAAAUUAAUAAAAUGUAUCUAUGGUGCAUUUCUUUCUGCAGAA
Molecule: messenger RNA, 1284 nt
Organism: Rhodamnia argentea
Lineage: Eukaryota; Viridiplantae; Streptophyta; Magnoliopsida; Myrtales; Myrtaceae
Product: acid phosphatase 1-like
Exons: 3
Coding region: 39-842 (267 amino acids)
Molecular function (GO): acid phosphatase activity
Source: RefSeq, a predicted model, not a curated record